UUGGAGAGAAACCGAGUGAAGCAGGGCCGAGUACCGAGUCGUUCCGCGUGGUCCUUCACAGUAGAGAAUUUCGUAUUGCAGACCUGGGAGCCGAGGACACGGCCCGGUGUCGCAGGGACGCAAAAACUCCCGAAGCCGCAGUCGCCGCGGGGCGGCCUGGGAAAGUCAGCAGUCAGCAGCGCGGUGGCGGGAACCGCAGCCCGGCGGCCCUGGAACUUCCCAGGUCAGAGGAGCUGAGGGGCUGGGAUGCAGGAGUGCCAGUAUUUUCCCUGCUGUUCAUAAGGAAGCCGGCUCUGAAGUACUGCCGUGGAUGUCCUUCCCUUGGGUUAACUGAUCACCCAGACCUGCUUAUCUGUACAGCAGAACAAAGGGACUGGAAGGAGAGAGGAGACAGCAGCUAAGGAUGCAGGGUUUACUGACGUUCAGGGAUGUAGCUGUGGACUUCCCCCAAGAGGAGUGGGAAUGUCUGAACUCUGCUCAGAGGGCUUUGUGCAUUGAUGUGAUGUUGGAGAAUUACAACAACCUGGUUUUUGUGGAGAACCAUUGCAAAUGUGAUCCUGUCCAUCGACAUGUGAAAUCUGAAAAGGAGUCUCGUCAGUGUGAUGAGCAUGGCAAAGUAAUUCAUGACCUCUCCACAUGUGCACUUUACAGAACAAGUGAAACUACAGAAAACUCUAAUAACUACAGAUGCAGUAAUCACAGAGAUGCCUCUGUUGGCUUAUCAAACCCAGAUAGAUAUGAAGGCGUGCACGCUGGAGAAGAACCUUGCAAAUCUAAAGACUGUGAGAAAUCUGUAAAUUUGUGUUCCAACAUUACUCAAGAUCAGAAACUCUACACUGCAAAGAAAGAGCACAAGCAGAGAAAAUAUGACUUCUUUGACUCUACGUACAGUCUUUUGCAACAACCAGUCAUUGCAGAGACACCACAUCAGUGUGGGAAAUGCAGGAAAUCCUUCAGGACUGCCUCAUAUCUCACUGUACAUGAGAGAAUUCAUACUGGAAAUAAACCCUACAAGUGCAACAUUUGUGAAAAAUCAUUUACUCAGCUUUCAAGUCUUAAAAUACAUCAAGGACUUCAUACUGGGGAGAAGCCUUACAAAUGCAAAGAAUUUGGAAAGUCACUUCUUCAGUUGUCAGGAAUCAAUAGCCAUCAGAAAUGCCACAGUGAAAAGAAACCUUGCAAAUACAAGGAAUGUGGCGAAUCUUUUGUCCAGUAUUCUGUUUUCAGGAGAAAUAAAAAAAUGCAGACUGCUGGGAGACAUUAUAUUUGUCAAGAAUGUGGCAAAGUCUCUCAUCAACUUUCACACUUUAAAGAUCAUUGCAGAGUUCAUACUGGAGAGAAACCUUUCAAAUGCAACAAGUGCCGCAGAUCCUUUCCCUGCUAUUCAUCACUGAGUAGGCAUAGUAAAACUCAUUCUCUAGAGAAGUUUCACAAAUGUAAAGAAUGUGGUAAGUCUUUUCGUGACUUAUCAGUAUUUAAAAUUCAUUACAGAACCCAUACUGGUGCAAAGCCUUAUGAAUGUAAGAUAUGUGAAAAAUCCUUUACUCACAGCUCAACCCUUAGAAGGCAUCAGAGUGUUCACACUGGGGAGAAACGUUACAAAUGCAAGGAAUGUAACAAGUCUUAUACUAGAUGCUCAUCUCUUAGAGCACAUCAGAAAAUUCAUACUGUAGAGACAUCUCACAAAUGCAAAUACUGUGACAUAUCCUUUGUUGAUCAUGCAAGUCUAAUAAAACAUCAGGGAGUUCAUACUGGAGAGAGACCUUAUAGUUGUAAGGAAUGUGACAAAUCUUUUACCAGUUGUACAGUUCUUAGAAAACAUCAGAAAGUUCAUACUGGAGAGAGACCUUACAGUUGUAAGGAAUGUGACAAAUCCUUUACCAAUUGCACAGAUCUUAGAAGACAUCAGAGAGUUCAUACUGGGGAAAAACCUUACAAAUGUAUGGAAUGUGAUAAGUACUUUACUCAGGACUCAAAUCUUAGAAGACAUCAGAGAGUUCAUACUGGAGAGAGACCUUACAGUUGUAAGGAAUGUGACAAAUCUUUUACCAGGGGUUCCUACCUCAGAGCACAUCAGAAAGUUCAUACUGGAGAGAAACAAUACAAAUACAAAGGCUGACACAGCCUUUAUCCAGGUUUCAAAUCUGAGGUAACAUUAGAAAAUUCAUACCAGAGGAAAACUUCCUGUUAUAAAUAAUGUGACAUGGCAUUUUCUGGUGUUCUCUGCUUGCAAAUCACAACAGUAUGCAAAAUAGGACCAUAAAGAUGAUAAACUUUUGAAAUUCUUCAAUGAAGGAUUACUUUUUAAAUAAUAUCCUAGAGUUUAUAUUAAUAUAAAAUUCUGCAAAUGUAACAUGGAAAGCUUUUUAUGUUUUUUAAUUUGUAUGGGCACUUUACCUGUAGUUAUGUCUGUGCACUAUAUGUCUGCCCGGCAUAGGCUAAGGAUAGAAGAGGUCAUCAGAGCCCCUUAAGCUGAAGUUCCAGAUCAUGGUGAACUACUGAGUCUAUGUUGGGAAUUGAACACUUGUCUUCUGC
Messenger RNA from Arvicola amphibius (Eurasian water vole), 2535 nucleotides. RefSeq names its product zinc finger protein 54-like. NCBI's taxonomy places the organism in Eukaryota, Metazoa, Chordata, Mammalia, Rodentia, Cricetidae. Gene Ontology annotation, molecular function: DNA-binding transcription repressor activity, RNA polymerase II-specific. The transcript is spliced from 4 exons. Bases 404 to 2119 code for a protein of 571 amino acids. Gene Ontology annotation, biological process: negative regulation of transcription by RNA polymerase II. The record is from RefSeq and is a predicted model, not a curated record.